Molecule: messenger RNA, 877 nt
Organism: Etheostoma spectabile (orangethroat darter)
Lineage: Eukaryota; Metazoa; Chordata; Actinopteri; Perciformes; Percidae
Exons: 3
Coding region: 149-784 (211 amino acids)
Biological process (GO): regulation of cytokine production; T cell receptor signaling pathway
Cellular component (GO): external side of plasma membrane
Molecular function (GO): signaling receptor binding
Source: RefSeq, a predicted model, not a curated record
GACAUGUCGUCUUAAUGCUGGACCUCUGGAGCUGCUGGUUCUAGUCUGGGUCCUGGUUUUGUCUGGACCGACUCUGGGACAGCAACAAGGUGUGAGGGUGGUUGUUAGAGAAGACAGCGACGCCGUGUUACCCUGCUCCCUCAGCACCAUGGAGGACAUCACAUCUAAACUGUUUGACUGGAAGAAAGAUGGAGGUCAGGUGGAGGUGUUCCUGUAUGAUGCCCAGCCUGCUUAUCACAACGGGCACUCAGGUCAGAGUGACCAGUUCAAAGGUCGAGUCUUUCAUUUCCCAGAUGAGCUGAAACACGGCAACGCCUCCAUAACCAUCAGAAAUACAAAGAUAUCUGACAGUGGAGACUACAGAUGUGAUUUUCCUCGUCUUCAGCCACGUCAAACAUUCAACAUUGACCUUCAUGUUGGGUCCGAUGUUAAAGUGGUCGUUAGAGAAGACAGUGACGUGGUGUUGCCCUGUUCUCUCAGGACCAAGGAGAGCAUUGUAACGGGGUUCUUUGAUUGGAUUAAAGAUGCUCAGAAACCCGAUGGUCUGAAGAAGGUGUUCCUGUAUGACAAAGGCUUUCAUGACAACAACGGUCUAGUUGGUCAGAGUGAAGAGUUCAAAGGUCGAGUCUUUCAUUUUCAAGAUGAACUGAAACACGGCAACGCCUCCAUAAUCAUCAGAAAUACAAAGAUAUCUGACAGUGGAAACUACAGCUGUUAUUUUCCUCGUCCUCAGCCACCUAAAACAUUCUACAUUGACCUUGUCGUUGGUGAGUACAUUUAUUAAACAUUUAAUUCUUGAUUUAUUGAUUGCUGAUCUUAAGCUGUCAUUUGAGUUUUGAACAUGGACCGUUCUUCUUUGUCCACUCAGUCUUGUGUU